Messenger RNA from Ylistrum balloti, 474 nucleotides. RefSeq lists its product as uncharacterized. The transcript is spliced from 4 exons. NCBI's taxonomy places the organism in Eukaryota, Metazoa, Mollusca, Bivalvia, Pectinida, Pectinidae. Bases 1 to 474 code for a protein of 157 amino acids. The record is from RefSeq and is a predicted model, not a curated record.
AUGAUAUCGUGGACCUUAUCAGUAUUUUUGGCGCUCUGUCUUUCAGUUGGAGGUGUGGAUGGUGGGGAGUGUUGUAAAGCUCACUAUGGGUUGCUUUCGAUGGCAAACGAUGAAAUGUGGUGUGAUGACUACUGCUGCCACAAUGUUUUACGUUCGUACUACUGCUGUGACGAUUUUGCUCUCCAGGCCUCCAGCUGGGAGCGGGAGGACGUGUGUCCCGAUUUCUACGCACAAAAUGUCUGGGUUCCGAUCCUGAUCAGUCUUGGUUGCCUUGCGUCAAUCAUCGGUUGUGGUGUGUGCUGCUGGUGUUGUUGCUGUAGGUCUAGCUCGCGGGUCGGUGGAGCUGUGAUAAUGGCACCAGCAAAUCCAGGUGUGACGGUUGUCAAUACAAACGUAACCAAUAACCACCAACAGGUCCCAGCCAUGACUGUCGGGAAUCCAAACACGUCAGUUAAUCCGUACAACAACGGCUAA